This is a messenger RNA of Spea bombifrons (plains spadefoot toad), 2168 nucleotides long. RefSeq names its product reticulocalbin 2 (gene RCN2). Gene Ontology annotation, molecular function: calcium ion binding. The record is from RefSeq and is a predicted model, not a curated record. Bases 379 to 1335 code for a protein of 318 amino acids. Gene Ontology annotation, cellular component: endoplasmic reticulum. Lineage: Eukaryota; Metazoa; Chordata; Amphibia; Anura; Pelobatidae. The transcript is spliced from 9 exons.
CGCAGUGUCCGUGGCUGGGGUGUGGGAGGUGUGCGUUGGAUUUGAAUGGUGGUUCUUUACGUCAGCCGUACCCGCAGUAGGGGGAUAACACUGAAUAGAGAGCGAACGCAGUGAAAGGCUGACGGAGCUCCAGCGUUAUGUGUGUUCCGGCAUCCAAAUAAAAUUGCCAGAUGAAACUUUGAUCUCAGUUUAACUGGGAACGACAGAAAUUAACUUUAAAGCUACAUUAACGUAAAAAAGUAUUUCCGUACAACACAAGCAGGAUUUUUGGAACUGGAAUCGUGACUGCUCUACUGUAUCAUCAUCCGGGAGUGAUUUCUCAAUGCUUUCCAUCACAAUCUGGGUAUACGCAGGUUCUUGAUUCCUCCAGGAGAGAAGAUGAAUGUUAUUGUGUUGGUCUUUUCUACGAUCCUCUCGGUCUGUGCUUGCCAUAAGCAUGGUUCCUUCGGGCUUUCCAGUGAAGAUCAUUAUGAACAUGGAGAGCACAAUGCAGAAUAUGACAAAAAAUUGUUCCUGGGAGGAGAGGAAGAAGCGAAGGAAUUUACCGAUCUGAGUCCAGAAGACCAGCUGAAAAGAUUGAAAUCUAUUAUAAGAAAAAUUGAUGAAAACAGAGAUGGAUAUCUCUCAGAAGAGGAGCUGAGUUCAUGGAUCCAAAAGUCCUUCAGGCAUUACAUAUUAGAAGAUACAAAAGAGCAGUUUGCUGAAUUUGACAAGGAUAAGAAUGGGAUUGUUACAUGGGAAGAAUACAAUAUCCAGAUGUAUGACCGUGUCAUUGAAUAUGAUGAAAAUACUGUUCUCGACGAUGAGGAAGAGGAAUCGUUCCGUCUGAUACAUUUAAAGGACAAGAAACGAUUUGAGCAUGCAGACCGAGAUGGUGUUCCUGGACUGGAUCUGAUUGAAUUUACUAAUUUCGAGCACCCGGAAGAGGCUGAACACAUGUCGGAAUUCGUCAUUGAGGGGGCAUUAGAAGAACACGACAGGGAUGGCGAUGGCUUUGUUAGUCUGGAAGAGUUCCUGGGGGAAUAUACGCAAGAUCCAGAUACCGUUGAAGAUCCUCAUUGGGUUAUUGUUGAGAAGGACAGGUUUGUUAAUGACUAUGACAAGGAUGGAGAUGGCAAGCUAAACCCGUCUGAACUGCUUUCUUGGAUAGUGCCAAAUAAUAAAGGCAUUUCAGAGGAGGAGGCAAACCACUUAAUAGAAGAAAUUGACAAAGAUGAAGACAGGCGGCUGAGCGAAGCUGAGAUUCUGGAAAAUCGGGACAUCUUCCUUACUAGCGAAGCCACCGACUACGGCAGACAGCUUCAGGAUGAGCACUUUUAUCACGAUGAACUCUAGUCUGACAAGAAUGGAUUUAAUAGUAGUAUUAAUACUAAACUGAUUUUUUUUUUUGGGGGGGGGUUUAUUUUAUUUAUGAUGUGUCACUGAAAUGUACUAGGUGUAUAUUUCCUCCGGUGAGUUCCAAGGAGGCUGAUAAUGGAUAUAUAUAUAUAUAAAAAAUAUUUUCAUGUUUUCAAACGCGGACCAAGUGUUAAGAAAAUCAUUGCAUUUUCAGUUGGUGAUAAAACAAAGAAGUGACUUACAGGCUAGUUAAUAAAACACAAUGUAGUAUUUUUUUUUAUGGGUAGUGUGCUUGUGACUCCCUGUCUGUAAUCUGACGUGAUUUUUUUGUAACACUAGAUGACGCGACGCUGCCAGGAGUCACAAUUUCCUUUCUUUCCUUCAUGUAGUGGAGUAAGUGUGGGUCUCUUGGUGCUGAGCUUGGAACUGAUUUGAAAUGAAAGGUCCACCAGUCUUUAAAAAUAACUUUUCGCUCCUUUUAUAGGACUCCAUGGAUUAUUUUCAUGAAGCCCUUGUUAUUUUUAGUAAAAAGCAUUUGUAAAACUCACUGACGGAACCACAUUCAUUUUACCUGGUUGUAGGUGAUAGAUUUAUUUAGGCAACACAGGAAGAUAUAGAUUUACAAAGUCUCUUCUUCAGAUGGAAAAGUCCAGCUUCAUCCGUUUUCCUUUACACUGCUUGGAGUUUGCAUUAUGUGGUCGGCACUACUUACACUAAACCCAUAAUAAGGCACAGUUAAGGUGGGGAGAUGAGAGGCUGAACUCGCCCAUCUAUCUGACAUUAGGUUUUCAUAAAGUGUUUGCUUAAUAAAACAAAAGUAAUUUGCGGCA